Molecule: messenger RNA, 1077 nt
Organism: Cylindrotheca closterium
Lineage: Eukaryota; Bacillariophyta; Bacillariophyceae; Bacillariales; Bacillariaceae
Source: the annotation of a GenBank genome assembly
AUGAAGUCAUCAUCAAUUGGUGUUACUGUGGCAAUCCUCCUUUGCGGACAUACCAAUUCUACAGUAGCCGCCAGGGAAAGCUCUUCGUCGUCAGAGCGUCGAAUGGUGACCAUCCUACCAAAGGAAGAACCCAAAGUGCAUGGCAUAUUCCAGAAACACGGUCGUUCGGCCGAACUCUUUUCCGUUCCCAAGGGGAGCUCUCUAUUGUCGGAUUCCCUUUCGGAUGCAACCGCUGCCACUGCUACGCAACUUCCUAUUCAAUUGUCUUCUAGGACACGGCAUGUGUCGCACAUUCUGGCGUCCCUUCUGACCGCAUGUUUGUUUGGAUCCAUUCUUUUUUGUUGGAAGGUUGAUGGUGUGGCUGGUAUUGGAUUUUUCAUUUGCAGUAUUGUGGCAUACUUUGUGGAAUCAGCGUUUAGUAGUACCGCUCGAUACCUUCGCAACUCGCUGACCCGAGAUGGCGUCGAUGAGUAUUUGGAUUCCAUAAAAGCCGCCAUUCCCAGAGUCAUUUGGGAUAUUCAAUGCUUUCACUACCGCCGGCGUCGUGUCAAGUAUUCUUCUGGCAGCAGCAAACGAGUACGCACGGAAACUGAAAAGAUUGUGACCCAUCGAGCCUCUGGCGAGUACUCCUUUGAUAGGUGGAAGGAUGAAACGGAUACUCGGAGCUUGUCAAGAAUGCUAACGGGUGGCGGCAACACCGAUACCAAAGACGAUGAUUCCACACAAGCACAACGAUCGUCCAUGCCAAAGCAAUUUACCAAGAUCACUUUGGACAAACUACUCUUGUUUGCCAACGAUGAAAUGUAUCACGAUUUUAUGGAUCAAGAAUCAAGGUUUAGACAAUUACAUCAGCAUCGAGACCUCCAUCACUCCUUUUCUUCUCGACUAGAAGUGGAUGGAUACUUGCCAAAGAUUCUGGUGGUCAAUCACAGUCUGGGUGGAGCAGGAACGGGAUUGAUCAAGAAUCAAUGGUACUGGAUUUUUACUUGCUUUGGUCUGACAGUACCUUAUCGAAUAUGGUUCUCCCAGCAUUGCUCUAAUACCGAAGUUACCAUUACCAAAGAGGUGACGAAAUGA